Rotaria socialis is the source of this 1545-nucleotide messenger RNA. The record is from the annotation of a GenBank genome assembly. NCBI's taxonomy places the organism in Eukaryota, Metazoa, Rotifera, Eurotatoria, Philodinida, Philodinidae.
AUGAUUCUCUCUCGGCAUUCUUUGUCAACUGUUAAUUAUGUUUCACGUCGAUUUGUUCAAAAUCUUCCACGAAAUGUUCGACUGGAACUUGAUUCAGAAGUUAAUAAACAAUUAACAUCUGAUAGUACAAAAUCAGCUUUCUUUAAAGAGCAUAAAGGAAAAUUUUAUCAUAAAAAUGUAUUACCAAAACAACUUGAAGAAACAAUUAAUACCGUUCUAUCUGACAUUGAACCGCAACGGCUUAAAGUAGACAUGAAAUUACUUGCAGAUCAUUUAGCUGAACGACACUUACCAAUGGAACAACGCGAAUUACAAACUAUAGCACAAAAUGUUAUACAAAAUUUAAUCGAUACUGAACCACGAAUGAAUACAUUAGCAUUGAGUCCUGAACAGCGUGAAGAAAUAAAUCUCAAACGACAACAUGAAUUAGUCAAACGAUUAAAAUCCUCAAUUUACCGUUGGCAACCAUUAAGCUUCGAUGAAUACAAAUCAAAAAUAUAUUUGGCAACUAAUUUCGCAUCACAUUAUGCUAUGCUUUCGCAAAUUUUCAAUGAGAUUAAAAAAAGAGAACGAGAUUUUCUACCGGUUCGUUUAUUCGAUUUCGGAUCUGGUGUUGGUUCUGUUAUGUGGGCAGCCAUGCAUGUAUGGGGUAAACAAACAUUUGCUGAAAUUCUCAAUGUUGAUAAAGCACGUGAAAUGAAUGAACUAUCUCAAUUGAUAUUACAGAAAGGUCAACCGAAUAAAACACCACUCGUGCAUGGUGUUGUCUAUCGACAAUUUAUGCCACAUGGACGUGAAAAUGUAUUCGAUUUAGUUGUUGCUGAUCAUACGUUAUUUGAAUUUGAGAAUCGUUUUGAACGUUUGAAAGCUGUUCAAUCUUUGUGGUAUAAUGUUAAACCUGGUGGUUUUCUAAUUCUUAUUGAGCGCGGAAAUAUUCAUGGUUAUACAGCAAUUAAUGAAGCUCGUGAUAAUAUUUUAAAUCGUAUUGCUGUUUCUGCCGAAACGAUUAACAAGAAUGAUGUUGAAGAAAUGAAUGAUGAAGAAUCGUUGAAAGAAAAUGAUGACUCAUCAUUUACUAAACGGUACUCUCCAGCACAUAUUUUUUCACCGUGUCCGCACGAUAUGACUUGCCCAAAAGCACAGCUAAAUACUCCAUGUCGCAUAGCAACUCGAUUUAGACCAUUACAAAUAUUUGAUCUUCAACGAAAUGUACCCAAUUUUGAAAUAGCUCAAAUGUCAUAUAUUGUCGUUAGAAAAGGCGAACGAGAUAAAAAUGAUAUUUAUGGAACAUGGCCACGUGUUAUUGAACCCAUCAUUGACCGUAAAAAUCAUCAGCAUGUUCGACUUUGUUGCCCCAAUGGUGAAUAUGUCAAUGUGCCUAUAUCAAAAAAUAAACACGGCGUUGGUCUUCAUCGUUUAUCACAUCAUGCUGCACCUGGUGAUAUAUUUCCAGUAACUGCUGAAGUCAUUGAAGAUAAAUCAACAACAAAUAAAGAAAAUGAAAUAAUUUCUUCGCCAAGACGGAGACGAGCCUAUAGAACUUAG